This is a messenger RNA of Penicillium soppii, 795 nucleotides long. RefSeq names its product putative 2-deoxy-D-gluconate 3-dehydrogenase. The record is from RefSeq and is a predicted model, not a curated record. Lineage: Eukaryota; Fungi; Ascomycota; Eurotiomycetes; Eurotiales; Aspergillaceae. The transcript is spliced from 3 exons. The coding region runs from base 1 to 795 and encodes 264 amino acids. Gene Ontology annotation, molecular function: oxidoreductase activity, acting on the CH-OH group of donors, NAD or NADP as acceptor.
AUGGCAGAUGUAAUGAGCCUCUUCUCCCUCAGCGGGACAACCGCCCUCGUCACCGGCGGAACUCGAGGUAUCGGCCAAGCCAUGGCCUUUGCUUUGGCCGAAGCCGGUGCCGAUAUUAUCUUGGUUCAGAGAGAUGACACCAACACAUCAACCAAAGACGAGAUUAUCAAUCGUCUCGGUCGUAAAGCGUGGAUCCACGUCGCCGAACUGGGAGAUCGGAAAGCCGUCAAAAACAUCGUGCCCGCAUUGACCAGUCAAGGGCUCAAGCCGCAGAUUCUGGUGAACUGCGCAGGCAUCCAACGGCGACACCCGAGCGAGCAAUUCCCCGACGAAGACUGGGACGAGGUACUAGAAGUGAACCUCUCCUCCGUCUUUGCUUUGUGCCGAGAAUUCGGCGCCUACCUACUAGCCCGUGACGCCUCCGAGUUUCCCUCCGGCCGCCGAGGCUCCAUCAUCAACGUUGCCUCGCUACUCACCUUCCAGGGUGGGAUUACCGUCCCCGCCUAUGCGGCGUCCAAAGGUGGUAUCGGGCAGUUGACCAAGGCGCUCUCGAACGAGUGGAUCUCCAAGGGAAUUAAUGUCAAUGCGAUUGCACCUGGAUAUAUCGCUACUGAUAUGAACACAGCUCUGAUUAACGACUCUAACCGCAAUACUGCUAUUAUGGCACGUAUUCCCGCUGGCCGUUGGGGGUCUCCUGAGGACUUCAAGGGUGCGGUGGUUUUUUUGGCUAGUCGGGCUAGUGGUUAUGUCUCUGGUGAAAUUCUUACUGUGGAUGGUGGAUGGAUGGGUCGGUAA